UCUCGCUGAUUAAUCCUUCGUCCUCUCCGUCUCCCUGCAUUGGUGGAUGGCUUUCCACCUUUUCAUGACAAACCAAUCGCCCUGCUUGCCUGAAAUCCGAACUUUCCGGCCUCAGCGGCCGGUUUUCCGGUGUGAAAUCACCGUGGAGACGUCCAGGCGCUCCUGCUUAUCGACCGCACCCAGUAGUUUCAAGCUACCCAUUACGAUUGCUCAGGAGCCGAGGAGUACUGUGCUGUCCGACAUGUGGAUGGAGAUCCAAGGGUCUGAUAACUGGAAGGGACUGCUCGACCCUUUGAACCCGAUACUCAAAAACGAGAUUAUCAAGUACGGCGAGUUCGUCAUGGCCUGUUACCACGCCUUCGACCUCGACCCCAGCUCCAAGAGGUACUGCAACUGCAAGUAUGGCCGGAAGCGGCUGCUGGAGGAGGUGGGGCUGGAGAACUCCGGGUACGAGAUCACCAAGUACAUCUACGCCACUCCCGACAUUAGCUUCCCCCUGCAAGAGACCUCCUGCUCGAGCAGGUGGAUCGGGUACGUCGCCGUCUCGACGCAGAAGGAGAUCGGGAAGCUGGGGAGAAGGGACAUCCUGAUCAGUUUCCGUGGAACCGUGACUCAGAGCGAGUGGCUUGCCAACUUCAUGAGUGCACUCACACCGGCGAGACUCGAUCCCCACGAUCCGAGGAUGGACGUGAAGGUUGAGCUGGGCUUCCUCAGCCUCUACACGUCCACAGAUAGCUCCUGCAAGUUCGGCCAUAAGAGUUGCAGAGACCAACUUCUUGGGGAGGUUUCUAGAAUCAUCAACAAGUACAAGGGAGAGGAAGUGAGCAUCACGGUGGCCGGCCAUAGCAUGGGCAGCUCCCUGGCCAUGUUACUGGCGUAUGAUAUAGCUGAGCUUGGACUGAACAAGAUUGGACAAGAUGAAGAGAUACCCAUCACUGUUUACUCAUUUGCUGGUCCAAGGGUGGGGAAUUCUGGGUUCAAGAAGAGGUGUGAGGAGCUAGGAGUGAAGGUCCUGAGGAUAGUCAAUGUAAAUGACCCGGUUACUAAGGUGCCGGGGGUUUUCUUGAAUGAAAACUUUAGGGUUUUAAAGGGAGUGUGGAGCCAUGCGUGCUAUGUUCAUGUGGGCGUAGAGCUUGCUCUGGACUUCUUCAAGAUGAGAAACCCUACGUGCGUUCAUGAUUUGGAGAGCUACCUUGGCUUGCUCAAGUGUCCCAAGAGAGUGGUGAAGAAGAGUGGACAUUUUUUCAGUAGAGCAGAUAGAUUUAAAUUGAGUAGAAGGAAGAGGCUUGAGGAUCGAAGCCUCCUCAUUGAAGCCAAUAAUAUUAUUCAUCAACUUGUAAUUGCUUACAAAGGAGUGCUUGAAGAUGACCUUUACAAAGGAGUGCCUGAAGAUGACCUUGUGGUGCAAAUACUUAAGAGAUUGUUUGACAGUAGAGACACUUUGGGAGUAUCCCAUAAACAUGCCUUAAUUGUGAGAUAG
Nymphaea colorata (pocket water lily) is the source of this 1480-nucleotide messenger RNA. Its product is annotated as galactolipase DONGLE, chloroplastic-like. Gene Ontology annotation, biological process: lipid metabolic process. The coding region runs from base 47 to 1480 and encodes 477 amino acids. The record is from RefSeq and is a predicted model, not a curated record. Lineage: Eukaryota; Viridiplantae; Streptophyta; Magnoliopsida; Nymphaeales; Nymphaeaceae. The transcript is spliced from 2 exons. Gene Ontology annotation, molecular function: glycerophospholipid phospholipase A1 activity. Gene Ontology annotation, cellular component: chloroplast.